CCAUUCCCGUGAAGCGGGGAAGCCAAAGCUAUUGCCUGCAUCCCCGCGGCUGCUUCUUCCCACGUCCACACAACCACAAGAAACGUCGGGGACUCGCCGGUGAUCGAUCCCCAUCACUCGCCGGCGAUCGGUCCAGACACGACCAAUGGCAGAAAGCGCGGCGAUAGCACCACCACCACAACCAAUGACACCACCGCAACCAAUGGCAGAAAACGCAACGGAGGCACCACCACAACCAAUGGCACCACCGCAACAAAUGGCGGAAAACGCAACAGCGGCACCACCACCACAACCAAUGGCGGAAAACGCAACGGCGGCACCACCACCACAACCAAUGGUGGAAAACGCAACGGUGGUUGUGGUGGUGCCACCACCACCGCCAGACAGCACCACAACAUUCCUCUGCCUCAUCCUCGCCUUCUUCCUCCCUCCCCUCGGCGUUUUCCUCAAGUACAAAUGCGAGAUUGAAUUCUGGAUCUGCCUCAUCCUAACAUUCUUGGCCUACGCGCCGGGCAUCAUCUACGCCGUCUGGGUGAUCGUAAAGUAGAGAUUGCGCCCAUGAACGUUAGGACAACAGGGAUUUGAUUCUUCUCUUCGAAUCCCAGACAUAGAAGAAAAGAAAGACUUCACAGAGGCAAGAACAAUUUGGGAAAUCCCAGGGGGAAAUGAUGCCGUUGGAAUGUGGCGACUAAAGGAUUUGUCGCCUCAGUUUUAGGCUAUGUCUCUUUUUCACCUUCCAUGUUUUGGUGCUGAGAAUUGGUUAUUGUUAUCUGGGAAAUUAACAAUAACAGGUUGUGUUGUCAUUGACAUAUCGUGGCUGCAAAAUUCCAGAGAAACAUGUCA
Triticum dicoccoides is the source of this 843-nucleotide messenger RNA. Its product is annotated as formin-like protein 7. The record is from RefSeq and is a predicted model, not a curated record. Gene Ontology annotation, cellular component: membrane. NCBI's taxonomy places the organism in Eukaryota, Viridiplantae, Streptophyta, Magnoliopsida, Poales, Poaceae. The coding region runs from base 146 to 547 and encodes 133 amino acids. The transcript has 2 exons.